Molecule: messenger RNA, 1318 nt
Organism: Patella vulgata (common limpet)
Lineage: Eukaryota; Metazoa; Mollusca; Gastropoda; Patellidae
Product: kinesin-like protein KIF6
Exons: 8
Coding region: 214-1200 (328 amino acids)
Biological process (GO): microtubule-based movement; mitotic spindle organization
Molecular function (GO): ATP binding; microtubule binding; microtubule motor activity
Source: RefSeq, a predicted model, not a curated record
AGAUCAGACCACAGUUAUUCUCAUCAACAUUUCAUAGCAGAUGACUCCGAUGAUCGAGUGUACCUAAGUUAUUACUUUCAAGCUGAGGUGCUCCGCUUACUGUUAAGCUUGCUGAUAUUUUGAUUAGAAAGCCAAAGUUAGUUUGUUUAAAUGGAGAAGAUAAGGAAGUGAAUUGAAAAACUUGUAUGCUAAUGUACACUUCAGGAUCAAGAAAUGGCUCACAUCAAAACCUAUGCUAGAAUCAAACCAAGCUGUCAUCUUUUUGAAGGUUUUGAAAUCUCACCUAAAUGGCUAUCUCUACAUGUUCCAGAAUUAUCACAUGAUUAUGGAAGUUCUCCUGGAAAAGUCAGAGCAUCUAUUGGUUAUGAUUUUCAAUUUCAUCAUGUUUUUGAUAUAGAUUGUACUCAGGAUGACAUCUUUGAUAAUGUGGCUAAAGAUAUUGUUGAAGGAUUUGUUAAUGGAUAUAAUGGAACAAUAUUUGCAUUUGGACAGACUGGGUCCGGUAAAACAUUUACUAUGGAAGGUGGAUCACAUAGUUAUAGAGAUCGAGGAAUAGCGCCAAGAGUUCUUUCAACUAUAUAUAAAUAUUUAGAACAACGAGAAGAUGAUGAUGUGACUGUAGAAAUAUCUUAUUUAGAGAUUUACCAAGAAGUGGCAUAUGAUUUACUUAGUUCUGCUGCCUUAAACACUUUCUCACCUGUAGUUCCACUUCCUAAGAUAUCUGUUGUGGAAGGUUUAGAAGGUUUGUUUGUUAUGAGAAAUCUAUCUUUACAUAUAGCUGCUAAUGAACAGGUGGCACAGUGUCUGCUGUUACAAGGACAAUCUAAUCGUAAAGUUGCUGAAACACCUGUCAAUCAAAGAUCAUCUCGAUCUCAUGGUGUUGUUACAAUACAUUUAACAUGUAAAGCUAAAGGUUCCGAUAUAAUUGUCAGAUCCAAGUUACAUCUGGUUGAUUUAGCUGGUUCAGAGCGUGUAUCUAAAACAGGAGUUGAUGGUCAGCAAUUAUCAGAAGCUAAAUCUAUUAAUUUAUCAUUACAUCAUCUAGAAACGGUUAUUAUAGCCUUACAAGCUGAUUCUAUAGAAACUGGUAGACAGAGACUGAAUAUUUUUCCACCCAAGAGGAGGAAAUUGUUUAACUGCUAUGAUAGCAACUGUAUCAUUAGAAUGUCAGAAUCUUGGAGAAUCAAUCUCUACUUGUAGAUUUGCUCAAAGAGUUGCCUGUAUAGCUAAUCAUGUUACGAGAAAUGAAGAAGUAGAUGAUAAAACCGUUAUUAAACAGUUACGUAAGAAAGUAGCAGAAUUAGAAUCAGAAGUAGCG